This is a messenger RNA of Sphaerodactylus townsendi, 5449 nucleotides long. RefSeq names its product PDS5 cohesin associated factor A (gene PDS5A). Gene Ontology annotation, biological process: mitotic sister chromatid cohesion; DNA repair. The record is from RefSeq and is a predicted model, not a curated record. Lineage: Eukaryota; Metazoa; Chordata; Lepidosauria; Squamata; Sphaerodactylidae. Bases 211 to 4284 code for a protein of 1357 amino acids. The transcript is spliced from 33 exons. Gene Ontology annotation, cellular component: nucleus; chromatin.
GCGGCCGGGCAACCGAGCGAGGCGCACGCGCUGCCCGAGUAGCCGGGGUUGAGGCGGCCGCCGGGGGAAGGGAGUCGCGAGGGCAGGGCGCCGGUCGUCGGGCCGCGGCGGAGCAGCAGCAGCGGAGCAGCAGCAGCAGCAGCCACCGCGGCCACCCGCUCCUCCUCCUCCUCCUCCUCCACGACGGCAGCCGCCCCCGCAGGCCGCUCCAUGCUGCACCUCCCGGAGCUGGAUGAGAGGCCGGUAGAGGACUGUGGAGAAGGAAACUUUAUAACCAGCACCGCCAGGAUGGAUUUCCCAUCUGCCCACCCACCAAAGCCUCCCGCCGACGGCAAAAUCAUCUUCUACCCUCCUGGAGUCAAAGAGAUCACCGAUAAGAUCACCAACGAUGAAGUGGUCAAACGCCUGAAGAUGGUAGUGAAAACAUUUAUGGACAUGGACCAGGAUUCAGAAGAUGAAAAACAACAAUAUCUCCCACUAGCCUUGCACCUUGCAUCAGAAUUCUUCCUCAGGAAUCCCAACAAAGAUGUCCGUCUCCUUGUAGCAUGUUGCCUGGCUGAUAUCUUUCGAAUUUAUGCCCCAGAAGCACCAUAUACUUCCCAUGAUAAACUCAAGGAUAUAUUCUUGUUUAUUACAAGACAAUUAAAAGGAUUAGAAGACACUAAAAGCCCUCAAUUUAACAGAUACUUUUACUUACUAGAGAAUUUAGCUUGGGUUAAAUCUUAUAACAUCUGCUUUGAGCUGGAAGAUUGCAAUGAAAUUUUUAUUCAGCUUUUUAGGACUCUCUUUUCUGUUAUCAACAAUAGCCACAACCAGAAAGUUCAGAUGCACAUGUUAGAUUUGAUGAGUUCUAUCAUCAUGGAAGGCGAUGGAGUGACUCAAGAACUGCUGGAUUCAAUUCUUAUCAACCUCAUCCCUGCCCACAAGAACCUUAAUAAACAGGCAUUUGAUCUUGCAAAAAUCCUGUUGAAAAGGACAGUCCAGACCAUUGAGCCAUGUAUUGCCAAUUUUUUUAACCAGGUUCUGGUGGUAGGAAAAUCUUCUGUAAGUGACUUGUCAGAGCACGUAUUUGAUCUAAUACAGGAGCUUUUUGCUAUUGAUCCUAAUUUAUUAUUAUCCGUCAUGCCACAGCUUGAAUUCAAACUGAAGAGCAAUGAUGGAGAAGAACGUUUAGCUGUUGUUCGGCUUCUGGCUAAAUUGUUCGGUUCGAAAGAUUCUGACCUUGCAACACAGAACCGUCCUCUUUGGCAGUGCUUUCUUGGCCGAUUUAAUGAUAUCCAUGUCCCUGUGCGAUUAGAAAGUGUGAAAUUUGCAAGUCAUUGUUUAAUGAACCAUCCAGAUUUAGCAAAAGACCUCACUGAGUACUUAAAAGUUAGAUCACAUGACCCAGAAGAAGCCAUUCGACAUGAUGUCAUUGUUACAAUAAUAACUGCUGGCAAGAGGGAUCUUUCUUUAGUCAAUGACCAGCUACUUGGCUUUGUGAGAGAAAGAACACUGGACAAGAGGUGGCGUGUAAGGAAAGAAGCCAUGAUGGGGCUUGCUCAGCUGUACAAGAAAUAUUGUCUUCAUGCCGAAGCUGGGAAGGAUGCAGCAGAGAAAGUGAGCUGGAUAAAGGAUAAACUUUUGCACAUAUAUUAUCAGAAUAGCAUCGAUGACAAGUUACUAGUGGAGAAAAUUUUUGCUCAGUAUCUUGUUCCUCAUAAUUUGGAAACAGAAGAAAGGAUGAAGUGCUUAUACUAUUUGUAUGCUAGCUUGGAUCCAAAUGCUGUUAAGGCACUUAAUGAGAUGUGGAAGUGCCAGAACAUGCUUAGGAGUCAUGUGCGAGAGUUACUGGAUUUGCAUAAGCAACCCACUUCAGAGACCAACAGUGCCGCUAUGUUUGGAAAGCUGAUGACCAUAGCAAAAAAUCUUCCUGAUCCGGGGAAAGCACAGGACUUUGUGAAGAAGUUCAAUCAGGUGCUUGGUGAUGAUGAGAAGCUGCGUUCUCAGCUCGAGCUAUUAAUCAGCCCUACAUGUUCCUGUAAGCAGGCAGACGUCUGUGUGAGGGAAAUUGCACGAAAACUUGCAAACCCUAAGCAGCCAACCAACCCUUUCCUGGAGAUGGUUAAAUUUCUUUUGGAAAGAAUUGCCCCUGUUCACAUUGACUCAGAAGCCAUCAGUGCAUUAGUCAAGUUGAUGAAUAAGUCCAUAGAAGGGACGGCUGAUGACGAAGAGGAGGGCGUCAGCCCUGAUGCAGCUAUUCGUUCUGGGCUUGAACUUCUCAAGGUUUUGUCUUUCACACAUCCUACCUCGUUCCACUCUGCAGAGACAUACGAAUCUUUGCUGCAGUGCCUCAGGAUGGAAGAUGAUAAGGUAGCCGAGGCAGCCAUUCAGAUAUUCAGAAACACAGGCCACAAAAUAGAAACAGAUCUACCACAGAUAAGAUCGACUCUAAUUCCUAUUUUACAUCAGAAGGCAAAGAGGGGAACACCUCACCAGGCAAAACAAGCUGUUCACUGUAUACAUGCCAUAUUUUCAAAUAAAGAAGUGCAGCUUGCACAGAUCUUUGAGCCUCUAAGCAGAAGCUUGAAUGCUGAUGUUCCAGAACAACUGAUAACUCCAUUAGUUUCUUUGGGUCACAUUUCCAUGUUAGCGCCAGACCAGUUUGCAUCACCGAUGAAGUCUGUAGUGGCAAAUUUCAUCGUCAAAGAUCUCCUGAUGAAUGACAGGUCUACAGGUGAGAAAAAUGGGAAAUUGUGGUCCCCAGAUGACGAGGUUUCUCCAGAGGUUCUAGCAAAGGUUCAAGCAAUUAAACUGCUGGUACGCUGGUUGUUGGGUAUGAAAAAUAACCAGUCAAAAUCUGCAAAUUCAACUCUCCGGUUAUUAUCAGCUAUGUUGGUCAGUGAGGGUGACUUGACAGAACAAAAGAGAAUCAGCAAGUCUGAUAUGUCCCGCCUACGAUUGGCUGCUGGCAGUGCCAUAAUGAAGCUUGCACAGGAGCCUUGUUACCAUGAAAUUAUAACCCCAGAGCAGUUCCAGCUCUGUGCAUUGGUCAUUAAUGAUGAAUGUUACCAGGUGAGGCAGAUAUUUGCUCAGAAGCUACAUAAAGCACUGGUAAAAUUACUGCUCCCAUUGGAGUACAUGGCAAUUUUUGCAUUGUGUGCCAAAGACCCUGUAAAGGAAAGGAGAGCACAUGCAAGACAGUGCUUGCUAAAAAAUAUAAGUAUACGGCGAGAGUACAUUAAGCAGAAUCCUAUGGCCAAUGAAAAGCUUUUAUCUCUGCUGCCUGAAUAUGUGGUACCAUAUAUGAUUCACUUGCUGGCUCAUGAUCCAGAUUUCACAAAACCUCAAGAUGUUGAUCAGCUUCGUGAUAUCAAAGAGUGCCUAUGGUUCAUGCUGGAAGUCUUAAUGACAAAGAACGAAAACAACAGCCAUGCCUUCAUGAAAAAGAUGACUGAGAGCAUCAGACUUACGCGGGAUGCACAGUCUCCAGAUGAGCCAAAGGUUAACGAGAAACUCUACACUGUCUGUGAUGUGGCCCUGUGUGUAAUCAACAGCAAAAGUGCAUUAUGUAAUGCAGAGAUUCCAAAGGAUCCUGUAUUGCCAACCAAAUUUUUUACACAACCUGAAAAGGAUUUUUGCAAUGACAAGAAUUAUAUUUCGGAAGAGACCAGAGUUCUUCUGUUAACAGGAAAGCCAAAACCAGCUGGUGUGUUGGGUGCAGUAAAUAAACCCCUUUCUGCAACUGGAAGAAGACCAUAUAUUAGAAGUGCAGGAUCAGAAACAGGAAGCAAUAAUAGCGUAAACUCAGAGCUGAACUCUUCUGCAGGAAACCGAUCAAGAGAGCAGAGCUCAGACAUAUCAGAAAUUGGCGUCAGUGAAAAUGAUGAAAAUCCAGUCAGACUUAUUUCUGUAACUCCAGCAAAAAUAGAACCUGUUAAGAACAAGGAGAUGAAUUCCGAUCAGGCGACACAAGGGAACGUUAGCACUGAGCGAGGGAAAAAAAGAACCACAGCGGCAGCUGGAGCAGAGAAUAUUCAUCAAAAGACAGAAGAAAAGAAAACAGACGAGAUGGGACAGUCUGCCCCUCCCAAACCCCGGAGAGGGCGUCCUCCCAAGUCUGAAUCUCAGGGCACCACAGCAAAAAACGCUGAAGCUAGUAAGCCAUCUGGCAGGGGACGGAAAAGAGCAGCGCCAAGUCAAGAAGGUCCAGGGGGGUUAGAGGCAAGUAAUGCCAAAGCACCAAAACAGGAAGCAGCAAAAAAAGCAGUACCAGCACAGAGACAGAUUGACCUACAAAGGUAAAAAGAAAAAGAAAACUUGCUCACAAGGGGAGGAAAGGAGGGCCCAAUCAAGGUGUGCCCCAAGCUUCUGCAAAAACCAAGAAACUUCCUAUAUAGGAACUGAAAAUAUUUCAACACUUGGCUUUCAGCUCUGAAGACAGAAGGAAAACUCUGCUUCCCUUUCAGUUGAAAUUAAUCUGCAGAAACUCUUGAGAAACAGAGAGAGGCUAAAAGCAUCUGUACUUAUUUCCCCAGAGACUUUUUUUAUGAAAAGUCAAUAAUUAAGCAAAUUGCUUAACACUUGAUUCCAGUUCCUGCAUAUCUGGAGUUUAAAAGUGUUUUACCCCAUUAAUUUUCAUGCUGCAUUUUUUUAAAGAAAGUCAGAAGAAGGUCCUUACGGCAACGUUGAAAAUUCUCAGACCUAGAACCAGAUAUUGCCCAUCUUUUUGUGAGGAGAAAGUUGAAGCCUACUGAAACCGGUUUUAAACGAAUACCCAAGGAAGAUGCCCGAAUCUUGUUUGCUUUAAUUUUGGAGACUCUUCUGUAUAAUUCUUUCAACCUAUCUACUUUCCAGCAAAAAUAAGGUGUACAGAUUUUGGUUUCUGCUAUGAAAUGUCACAUAGUGGCAGUUUUUAUACAUGUUGCUUUCUGACUUUUUAUCAGAGUGGGAGAGUAAUCACUUGAUGAUUGAUUUGCAAGUAGACAUUUCAUUUUUUAAAAAUUUCCCCCUCUGUUUUAGUUUAAUAUAAUUUGCAAUAAAUGUACAUAUUGUUGUUUGUUUUAUAAAAACAUAUAUCACUUCUAAGUGGGUUUACUCCUGUGGUUCUGUUGGAAUAUUCUAAAUUUUAAUGGAGUAAAGACUGCCCGGUAUUUGAUUUUAUAAUGUUUGUCACCAGAUUUUUAUUAUUGAUGUAAAAAAAUCAAUUUUUAAAAAUAGUUGGGCUUCGGCAGCUUUGUAAGGAACGUUUGGAAAUGUUUAGGAUUGUUCUCAAUUUUAAGCAUUGUGCUGAUUGAAAAUAAGUCUGUUUCAUGUUUUUGUCUUCCUGUCCCAGCUCAUUUUUAAAGUUUCGUUUAGAAGACCGUUGCAUCAAUAUUAAUUUUCCAGGCAUUGUUCAGCAUACUGUGUACACUUUUAUGUACACAUUAUCAUAUUUAAGUUUGUUGCAUAAAAUAAAUGCUUCUAGGUG